This is a messenger RNA of Aegilops tauschii subsp. strangulata, 480 nucleotides long. NCBI's taxonomy places the organism in Eukaryota, Viridiplantae, Streptophyta, Magnoliopsida, Poales, Poaceae. The record is from RefSeq and is a predicted model, not a curated record.
AUGGAGAGGCGAGCUGCUCGUUUCUCCCGGAUCCUGAAAGAUGGCGGUAGCAGCAUUAACAUCCUUUACCGUGAUACCAUGGAGAAGUUGAACAUCAAAGAGAAGAAGUUGCUGCCCAGUCGGACUGUGUUUCAUGGCAUUGUGCCCGGCCUUUCCUGCUCACCAAUCGGCAAGAUCAAGAUAGAUGUCAUCUUUGGAGAUAGGAAUCACUUCCGCCGGGAAGCGAUCUGGUUUGAGGUGGUUGACCUGGAAAGCCCUUAUCGUGUGCUCCUAGGCCGGCCAGCUCUAGCCAAGUUCAUGGCGGUACCUCAUUAUGCCUACCUCAAGCUGAAGAUGCCAGGAACCAAGGGCAUUAUCAUGAUCAAUGGAGACUAUGAGAAGUCGUCCGCCUGUGCUGCAGCCAGCAGCUGGCUGACCGAGUCCCACGUGAUUGCUGCUGAGAAGAAGCUCCUGGACCGGGUGGUGGCCAUGUGCAUCUGA